AUGGCUAACCAAUACGUUCCUGCACUCCCUUUUGACGGAACCGAACCCUCAAUACCCCUUGUAUCUUCCAAAGUUCUUACCCCUACAAUCCGCCCUUACUGCACUACCACUCCCGAUGCUGAGCGUAUGACUUCAGUCAUUGUUCAAGUUUCUCCCAUUACCGUGAACAAUGAAGCGUUCAAACCGGAACGCCUUCUAGAUAGCAUCAAGACUCACUUGACCGACCCAAAAGAUGCUUACCGGAAAUGGUAUGCGAGGCUCCUUCCACAUUUUGAAAAUCAAUGGAAAGCCCAAGGGAUCGAUAAAGCUAUUCUCCUUUCGACGCAACCCCUCUACCUCCAUGACAAGGUUUUGAUGGCCAUGGCGGCUUUUUGGCAUUCGCAAACAGGUGCCUUUUUCCUCCCUUCAGGUCCAAUGGGUCCAACCCUAAUGGAUGUAGCAGUGAUCGCGCAUUUUCCGAUCACUGGAGAGGACCCCGUUCUGGUUUCUCUCGGGAAUCAAGAACUUCCCCCCAACCAUCAAGGUUGGGCUCUGGCCAAACUGCCUGAAAGAGAAAGAGGGUGGACAUACUUUGUCAAUAAAUAUCAGGGUAAGGAGGAUACCCCUGUUUCCGAGUUGGAACAUACUGCUUUCCUCCUCUUCUGGCUCUGCAGAUAUAUCAUUCUCUCCCCUUCUAAACUUGUCCUUUCAACUCAUAUUGACCUAGCCAUUUAUCUAGCAUGUGGUCAUUUCUGUUCUUUAGGUACCUUAUUUCUAGCCAACCUCUUUGAAGGUUUAUCCGAUUAA
Molecule: messenger RNA, 786 nt
Organism: Andrographis paniculata
Lineage: Eukaryota; Viridiplantae; Streptophyta; Magnoliopsida; Lamiales; Acanthaceae
Exons: 2
Coding region: 1-786 (261 amino acids)
Source: RefSeq, a predicted model, not a curated record